This is a messenger RNA of Colletotrichum abscissum, 4392 nucleotides long. Its product is annotated as beta-ketoacyl synthase domain-containing protein. The transcript has a single exon. Gene Ontology annotation, molecular function: fatty acid synthase activity; phosphopantetheine binding; 3-oxoacyl-[acyl-carrier-protein] synthase activity. Bases 1 to 4392 code for a protein of 1463 amino acids. Gene Ontology annotation, biological process: fatty acid biosynthetic process; secondary metabolite biosynthetic process. Lineage: Eukaryota; Fungi; Ascomycota; Sordariomycetes; Glomerellales; Glomerellaceae. The record is from RefSeq and is a predicted model, not a curated record.
AUGUCUACCACUAGCACAGACAGCCUCCUCACGGAGGACAUGCCACCCAACGCCAUUGCUGUCGUCGGCGUGGGUUGCAAAUUUCCCGGCGCCGACUCAGUUGAGGAUUUCUGGCGCAUGCUAGACGCGGGAGAGUCGAAACUAAGCGAACCACCCAGCGGACGCUUCCCUGCUCAUGAACACCAACGUGACACGGACAAGACGGUAUACUUCGGAAACUACCUUGACGACAUUGCCAGCUUUGACCAUCGUUUCUUCAAGAAGUCAGGCCGCGAAGCAGCGUCCUUAGACCCUCAGCAACGACUCCUGCUAGAGGUUUCCUACCAAGCUCUUGAGUCGGCCGGCUUCUUCGGCCCCCGCAAGCCCGACUUAGACGUCGGCUGCUUUAUCGGCGUAUGUGCGUCAGACUACAAUGACAACGUAGCCAGCCAUCCGGCCAACGCCUUUUCUGCUCUGGGGACUCUGAGAGCUUUCGUCCCCGGCAGGAUCAGCCACUUCUUCGGGUUGUCUGGACCUUCAAUUGCCCUGGACACGGCCUGCUCAUCAUCAGCAGUCGCCAUCGACGCUGCCUGCAAAGCAAUCCUGCACGGCGACUGCAAGAGCGCCAUCGCCGGCGGUGUCUCCAUUUUCACAAGCCCAUUCUUCUACCAGAACCUGGCUGCCGCCUCAUUUCUUAGCCCCACUGGCGCGAGCAAGUCCUUUGACGCCAGUGCUGACGGGUACUGCCGUGGCGAGGGAGUCGGCCUUGUCGUUUUGAAGCGACUUUCUGAUGCGGUUGCCGACGGCGAUAAUGUGCUUGGUACGAUACUCGCUACCGCUGUUAGGCAGAGCAGCAGCAAAGUGCCCAUCACCGUUCCGUAUAGCCCGUCACAAACGGAACUCUACCGCAAGCUUUUGACUACGGCUGGUAUCGCGGCUGAAGACGUUACUUACGUUGAAGCUCACGGUACGGGGACGCCCGUUGGCGACCCCCUCGAGUUCGGCGCCAUCAAGGAGGUCUUUGCCGGCGGGAAGAGAGAUGUCCCUCUUCAUUUUGCGUCUGUAAAAGGAAACAUCGGUCAUACUGAAGGGGCUUCUGGAGUCGCUGGUCUCAUCAAGACUCUUUUGAUGAUGCAGUAUCGCGCCAUUCCCAGACAGGCGCAUUUUCAAUCUCCUCAUCCCAAGAUUAGCCUGGUUCCCGGGCGAAUGUCGAUCCCGACAGAAACCAUCCCUUGGAUUGCCGACACACUCAUUGCUUGUGUGAACAAUUACGGGGCAGCUGGUAGUAUAGCCGCCAUGCUCGUCAGGGAGCCGCCUUCGAAGACCGCCCUGGCACGGAGCUACCAAGACACCGCAUCAAGUAACGUCGAUAAAUUCCCCGUAAUCAUUACUGCCAACAGUGUCAAGAGCCUCCAUGAGAACGCCGCCAAGCUGUUAGACUAUAUCUCCUCUCUCCGCAGGGGCUCAGCUUCAGAGGUCGAAAUACUGGCUGAUAUCGGGUUCAACUUGAGCGAGAGGCAGAAUCGGACUCUCCCAAACAUGCUUGCAACAACAGCCUCGAGCCUUUCAGAGUUGGAAAAUCAACUUCAGGUUGUGGCUUUCAAUCCCGAGUCACCUCUCUGCCAGAUCAACCCCAAGCCCAAUCCAGUUGUCAUCAUCUUCGGCGGCCAAACCUCCCGCUCUGUGGGCCUCAGCAAGCACGUCUAUGACAGUUCGGCACUCCUUCGCAAGUAUCUUGACGAAUGCAACGGUAUAAUACAAGGCUUCGCACACCCGGGAAUCUAUCCGGGUAUAUUUGCGACCCAGCCAGUUGAUGAUGUGGUUUCGCUGCAGACGAUGCAGUUUGCCCUUCACUAUGCCUGCGCUCAGUCCUGGAUCGCUUGCGGCUUACAAAUUGAUUGCGUUUUGGGUCAUUCCUUCGGUCAGCUCGUCGCUAUGGUCGUUGCUGGCGUUCUGUCUCUUGCGGACGGCCUCAAAUUGGUGUAUGGGCGAGCCCUUUUGAUGCGCCAGAAAUGGGGCUCGGAAAGGGGCUCCAUGAUUGCUCUAGAGGCUGAUUACGAGACCACAAAGGACCUAAUCUCAACAGUGCAGAGACUGGACGUCUCUUCUGACUACCGUCUCGAGAUAGCUUGCUUCAACGGGCCUUCAAGUCAUGUUCUCGUGGGGUCUUCUGCUGCAGUUGAUGCUGCUCACGUUCAAUUCAUGAGCAGAAGUCCUAAGGGCAGGGCCAAGGUCUUGAAUGUCACGCACGGGUUCCACUCGAGGUUCAGCGACCCGAUUCUUGCGGACUUGGAGAAGCUCGUCGAGAAGUUGUCUUUUAACAAGCCCGUGAUUCACUUCGAGACCUGCUCGAUGGGAGAGACCUUGUUCGACAUCACGGCCAAGCAAGUCGCCGAUCACACUCGCUCACCCGUCUACUUCGAAGAUGCCGUGAAACGUAUUGAGGCCCGCUUCGGCGCAUGCACAUGGCUGGAAGCUGGGUCUAACUCAGCGGUUACUAGCAUCGCUAGACGCGCUCUUUCUACCAGCAACACCGAUGACCACCUGUUCUGUCCCAUUAACUUGACUCGGGAUGACGCGUUGAAUUCGGUAGCAGACACAACCGUCAAUCUCUGGAGGCAUGGCCACCAUGUUCAGUUCUGGCAUUUCCACCAUUUCCAGAAGCAAAGCUAUCAAGCCCUGAAUCUUCCUCCCUACCAGUUCGAGAAGACGCGACACUGGCUGGACUUCGACCUUAAGGCGGGGAUCUCAUCUGAGCUGUCCCAAGUGCCGGCGAAAGCGCCCGAGUCUCUUGUCGUCGAGCCAGAGCCAGAGCCGGUGCUCAUUACGCUAUCCGGGUUUCAAGAUGGGGCAUCCCGUGGCCCCAGAAAUGCGACUUUUACCAUCGAUCCUCGUUCCGAAUGCUGGAGGGUGCUCGUCAGUGGCCAUGCUGUGCUGAACAAGGCACUUUGUCCAGCGACUAUGUAUAUCGAGCUAGUCAUGCAGGCCGCCAAGCAGCUCGCGGCCGUUGAGAACAUCGCUUGUGCGCCUUUUGCACGUGUAGAUGAUCUGGAGAUUUCCACGCCUCUCGGAAUAGGGGAGGAUAGGAUCGUUCAGCUUGUUUUGAGUCCGUUGGAUCAGAUUGGUUGCAAGUUCGACUUUGCCUUCGUCUCACAAGAGCGUUCAAGUAGACAAUCGCAGGUCACUACUACGCAUGCUACCGGAAAGUGCGAAAUAGUACCGUCAACCGACAAGAGCAUCACGACUGAACUAGAACGGACCAGCAAGCUCCUUCAUCGCAUGCAAAAGAACCAAGACAUGGGUCAGAUGUUUACCGAGAUGGCUACGCAGCCUGGAGGCGAAGCUGUCCAAGGCAAGCUUGUGUACAAGGUGUUCUCCAGGGUCGUUCAAUACGGCGACAUUUACCAAGGCGUCCGCAGAGUCGCCGGCAACAGCGACGGUGCCGUCGUUGCCGAUGUUGUCUUGCCCAAGGCACAGCCUACCUGCACACAAGAUCUCGUCUCUACACCCGUCGCUAUCGACAACUUCUUCCAGGUCCCCGGUCUAUACGCCAACUGCCUUGCUCCUUGUCCGCCAGAUGAUGUGCUCGUCUCUACAUACGUCGACCGCAUUCAAUUGUCGCCUGAUUUUGGCAAGGCACAGGCCGAAGGGAGCAGCCCUGGCUGGGAUGUUUUUGCGAUAUCCACCGCUACGAGCGACAGGGAGAGCAGCAACGACAUUUUUGUCACAGAUAAGAUCACUGGACAGCUCGUUUUCGUUGCUUCCGGAGCCAAGUUUAGCAGAGUUAGGAUGGCAUCUCUCGCCAAGAUUCUGUCCCGGGCGAACCCUUCCGAUAAUUCUGAGGCUGUGUGUUCCAAAACAUACCAACGAAGUUCGGCGAUAGCUAUCAAGCCCGCCACAACUGAGGCAGCGCCUUUGAAGGCUCCAUCGCCAGCUUCCAUUUCUCUUCCAAGCAUCGCGGCUGCAUUCAAUAGCAUACUGCCAUCUUCACCGCCGGUCCGACCAGCGAUUGCUCCGAGUGUGGCAGAUGAGCUGUGUGACUUGCUGAGCAAGAUGACAGACGUUCCAGCAGAUCAAUUCCAUGGUGACACCACGCUUGAGGAAUUGGGCAUUGACUCUCUGAUGGCUACGGAAAUCGUAUCUGAGGUCAACGAGGUGUUCAAGAUCUUGAUCCCGCAGGAUCAACUUCAGGAUAUGCAGACCUUCUCAGCCCUUUGCGCCUACCUCGAUGGCUAUGGAGCUCAACAAGCAUCUCAGAGGCUUCAGGGGACCCCUCAGGUUUUGAAGAAUCCCGUUGUAGCUGUUCCCUUCGACCAACCCACGAAUCCGGCGGAUCGAAACAUCAUUUCUGACUCUGAAUUCCAGCCUCACGCGUCAGUGGCAGGGCCAGCCGUCUUACAAGAGCAAAACUAG